Molecule: messenger RNA, 3839 nt
Organism: Drosophila willistoni
Lineage: Eukaryota; Metazoa; Arthropoda; Insecta; Diptera; Drosophilidae
Gene: Aasdh
Product: beta-alanine-activating enzyme
Exons: 5
Coding region: 197-3631 (1144 amino acids)
Biological process (GO): amino acid activation for nonribosomal peptide biosynthetic process
Molecular function (GO): protein binding
Source: RefSeq, a predicted model, not a curated record
UUUGAUUAAUCUCCAUGUCCUGCAACGACGAACCAAAAAGAAGAGGAAUACGAGGAAAAUUGAACAAUUCAUACUGAUAAGUGGGCUACAGUAUUACCAAAUUUAAAUAUGAUUUCUGGUCGCAGUUGAUGUUUAAACUAACCAAACGCAGAGGGCACCAGAAACGGUCAACUAGGAGGAAUCGUCAAAAAAGGAUAUGGAAGCAGACAGCUUACAGUAUCAGAUGUCUGAUACUGUAAUUAAAACAGAAUUGAAUGAUGAUGAGGAAGAAGAGACAAUUUUACCUGAUUUCCCAACUGUCACGGAUUAUGUCAAAAUGGAAAUAAAAUCUGAGGCCGAGGAACUAUUAGACAUUGAACCGUCUUGUGUUGGCAUGUGUAAAACUGACUUGGAUGAUGAUGAAGAAGAAUCAGAAACACCUGUUGGGGAUAUCAAAAUGGAAAUAAAGUCCGAGACGGAGGAACUUUUAGAAUUUGUUGGGAUGUCGGAAACAGAAUUUGAUGAUGACAAAGAAGAAGAAAGCAAGCUGAAAGCAAAGUCUGAAUCGGAGGGACUAUUAGAAACUAAAUCGCCUUGCUUAGAUGAAUCUUUGAAACUAUAUGAUAUACAAAGAUUACGAAAAUAUGGCGAUGUGUCGUUUGUUAUAAAGCGAAUAGAUGCACUGGAUGUUUCACUUAGCUAUAGCAAAGCUGUAAGCAGCGUGGAGAAUAUGUUGGAGCAGCUACAUCGCAAUAAUAUUCCAACGGGUAUAGGGAUUGCUUUUCGAAUUUUUAACCACACACCAUCAUCGUGCAUCCUCAUUUUAGGGAUACUGAAUCACAAGUGUCAUUUCUUUGGCACGGAUAAGAUGAUGGCUUCGAAAGAUUUACAUGAACAGAUGUCACGAGCUGGCAUUGAGUAUCUCUUGGUCAGUGGGCAUAUGACCGUUGGCGAAUCUUUCUUUGAACGUCUUGAUAACUUCCUGAUUUACAAUGAGGAAUACAAAUUAUUCAAGCUGAAACCCAACUGCACAGACGGCCCGCCCAUGUUGGCCAGGACUCUACCGGACAAUAUGUGCUAUACCAUUACCACGACGGGCACAACAGGACAACCCAAGGUGAUACAUGUUCCCUAUGAAUGUAUUAGUCCGAAUAUAGUGGGACUAAGCGAGAAACUGAAUGUAUCUAUGGCCGAUAUUAUUUACCUUGGCACCCCGUGCACAUUUGAUCCUUUUGUGGUGGAGUUGUUUCUAGCAAUGCAAAAUGGGGCCGCUGUUCUAAUCUGUCACCAUACGAUGAGGGAAUCUCCGUCAAAGGUAUUAAAUGCUCUAUUCCCGACCAGCGUCACACCGGCAGGAAUAACCGUGUUGCAGAUGACCCCAUCACUGUUCCGUCAGUUUGGAACAAGCGCUAUACGUAAUCGUAUCCUGAACAGUUCCAGUACGCUAAGAGUACUUCUACUAGGUGGAGAACCAUUUCCAAAUUGUGAUGAACUAGUUACCUGGAUGGAUCCACGUGUGCUGCUUCAAAAGCGUGUUUGCAAUAUAUAUGGAAUAACAGAAAUAUCCUGUUGGAGUCUUUUGCACAUUGUCCGAACACUGCAAGGAUCUCACAUACCAUUGGGCCAGCCUAUUGAUGACCACACAGUGGUGAAGAUGCAACGAUUAAAGCAUCUUAAUACGGCUGAGCUUCUGUUAGGCAGUGCUUCACGUCGCACAUAUAUUCCGGAACUCGAUGAUAGGAUGCAGGGCAAACUUUUGAAGGGAAUGGUCUUUCGAGCCACUGGGGAUCUGGUAUGUCGCACUGAAGGCAACUCAAUCAUUUAUCAAGAUCGCUCUAAUGAUGUAGUCAAGAGGGCAGGAGCUCGUAUUAGCUUAGGUUUAAUUACGCGCAAGAUAGAAAGAUGCCUGCCCAGCGGUGAACUGGUUACCUGCCUCUGGCAGGAACAAUUCCAGAAACUCAUCUGCUGCAUACGGACAUUGGAAUUAAAAACGAAAGUACAGCAGAGGGCCCAGACAUUUGAUAUACUAUCGAAACUUUCGAAUUGCGAGCAACCAGAUCGUUUCAUAUAUCUGCAGCAUUUUCCGUGUAAUUCACAUGGAAAACUUGAUAAGGAAUUACUCCUCAAGGAGUGCACUCCGUUGGCGGAGCCGGCACAGGAAAUUCUCAAGAGUUUUCUGCACGACAGGCUCGAGUGGCUGGGUGAACCCUCAAAACCAAGUUCGAAAUCAGGAAAAAGGCAAAGACUAGAAAAACAGAAACAAUUGCUCAACCAUCCCCAGGGCUAUGAACUAAGUUUUCGCCAAGCUGGAGGCACAUCUUUUCACGCCAUUACUUUGUGCAGGGAAAUCGGACUGCGAAUGUGCAUAGAUGAUGAACAGCGUCAUCUUUUUGAAAUUCUCCUCGAUGAGAAUGUGCCAUUAAAGGCUGUGUUUCAAUUCCUUGACACCGCGAAACUCGUGGCAAACAAUACCAAAUUGAAGCCAUUGGAGCCACCACUAGAGAAUGCACCAGGAAAUGCAGAGAGUAGUGGGUCUAGCAAUCGUUGCGGUCUUGUCAUUAAACGCAUUGAACAACCAGUAAACAUACAUUUUCAACUCCAUUGGAAGGUCAACUUCAAUAAAUGUAUAGACUCACCUGUUGCCGAGUACGAGGGACGAUAUGUUUGUGUCGGAGCGCAUUCCAAAUUGCUGCGCACUCUGGAUCCAAGAUCUGGCCUAGAGUUGAGCGCCGUUAAACUCCCCGAUCGAAUUGAAUGCAAGGUCACUUUUCUUAGCCUAGAAUUGGCUGUUGUAGGGUGCUAUGAUGGUGGCCUUUAUGCCUUUAAUCCACUCACUGGAGACAUUGCAUGGCAUGUUAGUAUUGGCGGAAUGAUUAAGGCCCAACCAUUGCUAUCAGCGGAUGCUUCGCGCAUUGUUGUCUGUAGCUAUGCAGAGGACUACAAUGUAAUAUGUAUAUCCAGUACAACGCAGGAAGUUCUAUGGUGCUUGAAGGUUGGUGAGAAACCCAUAUUUGCCAGCCCCAUAGAGUUGCCAUACGCCCAAUCAGUCAUCAUAAGUGCAUUGGAUGGGCGCUAUACUCGUGUCUCUCUGGCCGAUGGAUCGGUACAAUGGGCACAGAAGUGUAAAGAGCCAAUUUUCUCCACACCCGCCAUGUUGGAUUCCAAUGUGUUUCUGAUCGCCGAGGUGGCAGGAGAAGUCCACGCCUGUCAUACAGGCAAUGGAAGGAUUUUGGCUACGUUUAAGGCUGAUGGCAACAUCUUCUCCUCGUUGGUUGUGAAAUCUCCACCCACAUAUAUGGGACAAUCGUUUGUUGUAUUUGGCUGCAUCGAUCGUCAUGUCUAUUGCCUGCGUACGAAAACAACUCAACCACUUUUGGGACAACUUUCCGUAACCGUUUCAUUCGAUUUGCAUUGGAAAAUUGAUGUAGGUGCUCCAAUAUAUACAACGCCCACAUUAAUCAACAUUCAGCCAAGUUUAAUCUGGUCUAGCACCACCGAUGGACGGGUGCAAUUAAUGAAUUUUAACAAUGGCGAAAUUCGUUGGUCUGAUAAAUUGCCCGGCGAAAUAUUUUCCACUUCUUGCUACAUUGAGAGGCUUAAACGUGUCUAUGUUGGAUGUCGCAAUAACUAUUUAUAUUGUAUGGGCGUCUAGAAGAGAAAUUAAUUGUAAAUUUUUAAGAAUCUACAAAGACCAAAUACCAUACAGCUUAAUUAUUGGUUUGUUUAAAUCUUCCGUAAAUAGAAAAGACAAAUUUGUAAUUGGUUAAAACUGUUAGGAGUCAAUUGAAAUGUUUUAUAUUUGAUUUAAGUAUUUUUAUUACAUUAAAUUUACAAAAAAUUAUACAAAAUUUACGAAUUAA